This is a messenger RNA of Sus scrofa (pig), 975 nucleotides long. RefSeq names its product olfactory receptor 6Z7-like. Lineage: Eukaryota; Metazoa; Chordata; Mammalia; Artiodactyla; Suidae. Gene Ontology annotation, cellular component: membrane. Gene Ontology annotation, molecular function: G protein-coupled receptor activity; olfactory receptor activity. Gene Ontology annotation, biological process: G protein-coupled receptor signaling pathway. The record is from RefSeq and is a predicted model, not a curated record.
AUGGAGCGGUCUCUGGACUUAGCCAAUAUGUCCAGAGUCCAAGAGUUUAUCCUACUGGGUUUGUCUGCCAGGCAAGGUAUAAGGGACGUCCUGUUUGUCGUCUUCCUGGCCCUCUACCUGCUGACCCUCCUGGAGAACACACUCAUCGUCUUCCUCAUCUGCAGUCACACCGACCUCCACAAGCCCAUGUACUUCUUCCUGGGAAACCUGAGCUGCCUGGAGAUGUGCUACGUGUCAGUGACCAUGCCCAGCCUGCUCGUGGGGCUGAGAGCCAGUCCGUGCCAUGUGCCUUUCGCCGUCUGCAUAAUUCAGUUUUUUUUAUUCAUAUCGCUCAUCGGCACCAAGUGCACCCUCCUGGCCUCCAUGGCCUAUGAUCGCUAUGUGGCCAUCUGCCGCCCACUCCACUACCCACUGCUCAUGAGGCCCCAGGUCUGCCUGAGCUUGGCCAUGACGUCGUGGCUUGGGGGGCUGCUGGUCUCAGUGGUCAAGACAACAUGCAUCGCCAGCCUGUCCUACUGUGGCCCCAAUGUCCUCAACCACUUCUUCUGUGAUGUCUCGCCUCUGCUCGACCUGUCCUGCACCCACGUGGCCCUGACGGAGCUGGUGGACUUCAUCUCUGCCAUCCUCACUUUCUGUGGGACACUGCUGAUUGCUCUGGGCUCAUACGCCGCCAUCGGGAGGGCUGUGCUGCGCAUGCCUUCUGCCACCGCCCGCUGCAAAGCCUUCUCCACCUGCGCCUCCCACCUGGUGGUGGUGGGCAUCUUCUACUCAGUGGUCCUCUUUGUGUAUUCCCGCCCCAGCCGGGUGGAACCCACCAACCUCAACAAGGUGCUGUCCAUCAUCUACACGGUGGCCACGCCCAUAUGCAGCCCGAUUGUCUACUGCCUGCGGAACAGGGAGGUCCACGCAGCGCUCCAGAAAACCCUCCACCCGCGCCGAGUCUCCUCAGGGAGCGCUCACGUUUCCUGCUCCUGA